AUGAGAAGUAACAACCAAAUCAAUGAUAGCAAAAGUAGAGGUAGUGGUAGGGUAGUUGCAAUGAGCGAGUUUCAGCCAAAUAAUAACAUCCCACCUAAUAUGUAUUCCUCUCAUGAAUCUAAUAUGGUACUUUCAGAUAACAAUUCCGCAGCUAUGAAUCCAUAGUCGAGAGGUAAAAAAUUCUUUACAAAAAUUAAUAAUUCUUUAGAUAGAAAAAGAUAAAUAGAACCAAAUGUUUAUGUUUAAAGCAAGGAAAGCAAAAGACCAAAUCAAGAUAGAGGAAAAUCAAUGGCAAUGAUAAAUGAUUAAUCAGGUUACUAGCCUAAUAUGAGUAGGCCAGAAAUGGGUCAGCAUAACAGAGUUGGAUCAUCAGAUGUGAGAGGAAAUAAAAUGUAGAAAACAGCAUAUGAUAAGAAGAAAGAUUGGCAAGCAUUUCCAGUAAAAAUCCAAGACAUGAAUCAAAUGAUUCAAAUUAGGAAAAAGAAGCCAAAAUUGAAGUAUUAUGAUAAACUAGCUAUGAAAGCCUAGUAAGAGAGACAAAUCUACUCGUAAUAAGUUUAACAUAGAGGAGAAGCUAAGAGAAAGACAAAAAUACUUGAUGGCUUCUUACUUUUAUAUUCUUGCAGAGUAAAAUUACCUCAUGAGGCUAUCAGAUCAAAGUUAUCAGGAGAAAAUAUUGUUGAUGUCAGAGAAGAGGAUUUAGUGUAUUUCAAACAGAAUCUCAAGUAUCUUGAUGUCUCCGAUAACAAUAUCAACAUUGAUCAACUUAUUAAUUUGCAAAAUUUAGAGGAACUUGACCUUUAAUACAACAACUUAGACAAUAUUUAGCUUUAAGAAGGUGUUUUUCCUCAAUUAGCUAUACUACAUCUGUCUUAUAACAAAAUACCACCUAGUCAUCUCCAAUAACUAUAGUAUUUGCCUAAGCUGAGAGUAUUAAAUAUUGCAUCAAAUGAUUUCUGCACUCUUCCAAGUGAUCUAAGCUUUUUAAAAUGUCUAGAGGAAAUUAACUUAAGCUCAAAUAAUUUUAGCACUGAUUCACUACUUGUUAACCCAAAUAAGCUAUUUGCUGCGAUGGCAACUAUUCCUAGCCUUAAAAAAUUGAACCUCUCAAGAAACAAAUUCAAAGCAUUCCAUUCAGAGGAUCUCUCACCAGACAAUCUUCAUUAGGAAGUUGAAAAAUAAGCGUUUUCUUAACUAUAAGAAUUAAAUUUUGCAUUCAAUUUAGUUGAAAAUGAAGAAGAUCUUAUGUAUUGUGUUUUGUAACUUCCGUCCUUAUUGUAUCUUGUUGUUACUGGUAAUCCAUUUGCAAUAAAAGGUGAUCCUUUCGCCACAGCUAAUCUUGAAUAAAUUCUUUAGUAAAAAGGAGGAAAACUUAUUAACGAGACUCUUUAACCUCCAACAUAUUUGAGGAGAUAAAAAUCUAAAAGAUAAGAUGGAAGACCACCUUUGAUGCUAAACUAUAACUUCCCAUAGAGUCGAGAGAUGGUUGUCGUUUCUGAUUAACCCUUAUCAAGACCAAAUGUUUUCAGAGAAUAAGAGGAUCUUUUCCCAUUACCACCAAAAGAAGAAAGAAUUUAAGCUAUUGAAUAUCAAUAAGAGAAUAACGAACAAUAAGAGUAAGAUUUAGAGGAGGAUGAGCAAGAUUAAUAGAAUGAGAACAGAUUUUUCAUUACUGAGGAUGAAAUGCUUCGAGGAAACAAGUCCAAAAAGGAUACAAAAGCAUAUUAAAAGAAAGACCAAGAAGUAAUCAAAGAGGAAGAAAACAAUGAUCCAAAUAUUCAAAAUUUUAUCCAAGACACUAACCUUGAAAAUGACUCAAAUAUCUAGUAAAUCUUUGAUGAAGACUUUGGCAAACUUAAAAUGGAAAAAUUUAAAGAGUAAUGCAGAUAAAUAUUAGGUCCUAAAAAGAAGGAACACAAUAAUUCUUAAAGGAACAUAUAUUAAAAUGAGUUUGAGGAGCCGAAUUAAUCCCAAAAUGAUAGUUAAUUUGUCAAUCAAAGAGAGUAUGAUACUUUCUUAGAUAUAAUAAAUGCUUACAAAACUUUGAAAUAAGCAGUUAAUAAACCAUCAACAGUGCAUGGGAACAAAAAUUAAGGUGGUAGCAAGGGUUAUCUUAAAAUGACUAUUGCUGCAACUUAGCAUUCAAAGUCAAAUAUGAAUAAGGAUUUACUUGAAUACUCACUUGCAAACAGAUAAGACAGAAUAUCAAGCACUGCUGUUGGAGGUUAAAGAGCACUACUGCCUUCAAACUUCGAUAAUGGACAAGAUCAAUAGAGAGUGAUGUACAAGAGACCGACUUGGAGAAAAACUAAGCAAGAGGUUAUCGAUGAAAAAGUUGAGAGGCUAUUUGAGAGCUAUAAGUUAAUGGAUGAUGUAAAUAAAAAGCAAUUGGCCCUAAAUGGUAUAUAAGAACAAGAAACUAAGAAUGCUUACAAGUAUAAAUACUUUCCCAAGGAAGAAGAUGACGAUGAAGAAGAUGAUGAGUGA
Stylonychia lemnae is the source of this 2487-nucleotide messenger RNA. NCBI's taxonomy places the organism in Eukaryota, Ciliophora, Spirotrichea, Sporadotrichida, Oxytrichidae. The record is from the annotation of a GenBank genome assembly.